CUCGCGAGUCUCGCGGUACCCGGCUUGAGCCUCCGCUGCUGCCUUGACUACCAGAUUCCACAGUUAGCAGUGGCGCUACGGAGGCCGGGUGGCCCGAAGAGGGAAACCAGUGAAAUGGAGUAGUAUGCACUAGAGCCAUACAGAAUCUGCAGGAAGACCCUCGGGGGAGUCGCCUGAGGAUAAAAAGAAUAUUUAGACUCUCCAAGUUCUUCCUUUACAUAGCUGCUAAAUCCAAGGAAACUGUGUCGAAAGCAUGAGUGAUGGUACAGCUUCUGCCCGAUCAUCCAGCCCACUUGACAGGGAUCCUGCCUUUCGGGUGAUUACAGUUACUAAGGAAACAGGUCUAGGUCUGAAGAUCCUAGGCGGAAUUAACAGGAAUGAAGGACCGCUGGUGUAUAUUCACGAAGUCAUUCCUGGAGGUGACUGUUACAAGGAUGGACGUUUGAAGCCAGGAGAUCAACUUGUCUCAAUAAACAAGGAAUCUAUGAUUGGUGUAUCAUUUGAAGAAGCAAAAAGCAUAAUUACCAGAGCCAAGUUGAGGUCAGAAUCUCCCUGGGAGAUAGCAUUCAUCAGACAAAAGUCUUACUGUGGCCAUCCAGGAAAUAUUUGCUGUCCAUCCCCACAAGUGUCAGAAGACUGUGGACCUCAAACCUCAACAUUUACUCUUCUUUCCUCUCCCUCUGAAACACUACUUCCAAAGACUUCAUCCACUCCCCAGACUCAGGACUCCACUUUCCCUUCUUGUAAAGCAAUUCAGACAAAACCUGAACACGAUAAAACAGAACAUAGUCCAAUUACUUCUUUGGACAACAGCCCUGCAGAUACAUCUAAUGCAGACAUUGCUCCAGCCUGGACUGAUGAUGAUUCUGGACCACAAGGAAAGAUUUCCCUAAAUCCUUCUGUUCGCCUUAAGGCAGAGAAACUGGAAAUGGCUCUCAAUUACCUCGGUAUACAGCCAACAAAGGAACAACGUGAAGCCCUGAGAGAGCAAGUCCAGGCCGACUCAAAGGGGACUGUGUCUUUUGGAGAUUUCGUCCAGGUUGCCAGAAGUUUGUUUUGCUUGCAGUUGGAUGAAGUAAAUGUUGGUGUCCAUGAAAUCCCCAGCAUCUUAGACUCACAGCUUCUCCCCUGUGAUUCUCUAGAAGCAGAUGAAGUGGGAAAACUUAGACAAGAAAGAAACGCUGCUCUAGAGGAACGGAAUGUGCUUAAGGAGAAGUUACUGGAAUCAGAAAAGCACAGGAAACAAUUGAUAGAAGAACUCCAGAAUGUGAAGCAGGAAGCCAAAGCUGUAGCUGAGGAAACCCGAGCUCUGCGAAGCCGGAUUCAUCUCGCAGAAGCUGCACAGCGGCAGGCACACGGGAUGGAAAUGGAUUAUGAAGAGGUGAUCCGUCUGCUAGAGGCUGAGGUCUCAGAACUAAAGGCUCAGCUCGCUGAUUAUUCUGACCAAAAUAAAGAAAGUGUCCAGGACUUGAGAAAAAGAGUCACCGUUCUUGACUGCCAAUUGCGAAAAUCAGAAAUGGCUCGGAAAGCAUUCAAGGCGUCCACUGAAAGGCUCCUUGGUUUCAUAGAGGCUAUUCAAGAAGUUCUUUUGGAUAGUUCUGCUCCUUUAUCAACUUUAAGUGAAAGAAGAGCUGUGCUCGCAUCUCAGACUUCGCUUCCACUGCUGGCAAGGAACGGACGCAGCUUCCCAGCAACCCUGCUUCUGGAAUCCAAGGAGCUUGUCAGAUCUGUCCGUGCCAUACUUGAUAUGGACUUUUUGAAGUUCUAUAUUAUGCAGUAAAUAUUUAGAAGUAGCAAUGCUCAUUCAACAAAGAUGGUGGCUGAGGCCCAAAGAAGUUAAGUAAAGACUGAAGUCGCUCUUUAAACAGUGCACAUCAGGGUGGAAACUGGAAACCUCCAUAUGCAGAUUACUUCACCUCCGCGUCUGCUGUCUGAACUCUAUUCCUACACUGCUGGUGUGCUCCUUCCCAGUGUGACGACACAGCUUAGCCAGCUCACCUCUGUUCACACCAUCAGUUAGUGUAAGGCAAGGAUUUAUUAACAGCUGUGACUUGCUUCAGAGCUUGGCCAACGUUGACACUUCAAGCUGAUUGUUCCAGAGAGCUGACUCUUGCAGUGGUUCCCAGCCUUCCUAAUGCCUUCAUACAGAUCUUCAGGUUGUGGUGGCCCCAGCCAUAAGAUUAUUUUGUUGCUAUUACACAAGCGUCAUUUUGCUACUGUUAGGAAUAGUAAUGUAGAUAUGAGAUGUACAGGAUAUGUUACUCCCAAAGGGGCCGUCAUAUACUGCUUAAGAAGCGCUGCUCCAGAGGCUCUUUCUCUUCUAACACCAUAUUACCAAACACGAUAGCUUUUAAAUUGCACUCACUUCAUAACUCUGAACGUACAAACUUAAAAGGUACAAAGAAGAACGAAUCAUAAAAUGGAACUUUCUACAUAAUACUAAUGUUAUUGUUAAAUAUCCUAUUAACCAUUGCUCCAUAACAAAUCACCCCAAAAUUUGACAGCUAAAAUAUUUUAGUAUUCUAUCUUAUGGUCCUGUUGAGUUGCUAGGUGUGGCUGAGCAGUUCUUACUGUGGGACUCUCUGAUGUAGUUACAGGCAGAUAGCUCCUGACUUUACAGGCAUCCGAUGAGUCUGCUAGGCUGGACAUCCAAAUGGCUACUCAACUUGGAAUGUCGACUAGAAUACCCGUCUCUUUUGUACCCUCUCCAGCAUGGAGGCCUUAGGAAGCAAAAUGUUCACGGUGGCUCAAAGCUCCCACACAGAUGGUUAGAUGGGCAGAAGAGAAAGUGCAACUGCUUCUGUGGCUCAGCCUCCGGAGCUACAGGGUUUUACUUAGACCGUCUUCUGUCCAUCUGCUCAGAUUCCAGGGACGGGGCUCAGGCCCCAUGCUGGGUGAAGAGGUACCAUGAUCACAUUUUAGAAGAUUGUGUAGGCAGAAGGUAGUUUUGUGGUUACCUUUAAAGAAUCUAACUUUCCAUAUUAGAUUAUAUCAGAUAUCAGCAAGUUAGUCAUGAAGGCUGCAUAACAUCUUCCGUGUGUCAGUUAACAUGUGGCAUUUAGCAGAACAACAGGCUCUCUUUUUUAUGUCUGUCCCUCCCCUUAGCAUCACUACCUGCUGUUUGUUUUCCUUCAGCAUCCUACUGUCUCUCCCACUCCCAAUCUUCUCUAAGCCAGGAACCAAAAGCAUACAGGUGGAUGACUGAAUGGAUGGGUGGAUGGUCAGGGGUUGGAAGCGCAGCUGAAUAAAUGGAUAUAGAGGUAGGAAUGCAAACACGAGAGAGAGAGAGAGAGAGAGAGAGAGAGAGAGAGAGAGAGAGAGAGAGAGAGAGAGAGGAAGAGAGAGAGAGAGAGAGAGAGAGAGAGAGAGAGAGAAUGAGAAUAUUUCCUCCUAAUUUUCCAAUUGUUAAGGCAUGGGUAUAAACCUGGCUGGUCAGUAGCAUUGCCUGGCUUGAUGCGCUCCCAUUCACAGGCCCUUUGGGAACUUUUGAGACAACAGAUACAUGGCUGAAGAUGGGAAACCAUGCUUCUAAAAUAUUGUCUGUCCACUUUAUAUGGUGGGUAUAUGUUGAAAUUUUUAUGUAACCUAAUACAUUUUUAAAAAUAAAGUUAUAUAUCAAGAAAACAUAACAAUUGAUUAUAUAGAGGAUUUCUCUGCAUCUUAGAAAGGGCUGAACUCAAUCACUUCUAAUAUAUAUGUGGAGACCAGUAUUCUAUGUUUAAACAUUUUUAUGCUUGUGUGGAAACAGUAGGGGGAAACACCUGCAUACACAUAACCCAGUGGAUAUUGUUGUCAUUAAUUUUAAUUACCUCACUCACAUUAACCAUUAGCUCUGUCAAACAUGAUUAUUCAAAGAAAAUAUUUGAAAUUCAGCAGAACUUCUCUGGAAGAGAACAGAAAACCGACACGUGCACUCUUUAUCCUCCACAAGAUUGUAUGUGCUUUGCUGUUUAAAACCAGCAGUGUCUAUGCUGUCUUCUUUAAAGCAUAGCUGUUAAUGUUGGCAUGUUUUGUCAGUGCUUUUCGGAUUUAUAGGGCAUACCUCUUUAACUUUAAUGAUUGAGAGAAACUUAGCUCCUUUGCUUUUUUUCUGUAAGCAGUGGUUUUUAAAAUGUAUAUUAACAGGAAACAGAAAAUCACUACAGCGAAGUAGCUCAGUCAGCCAAAACCCCCAACCUCAUUUCUUUUGCCUUAGCUAUCUGUGUAUUUCAAGUUAUAAUUUCAAAUAUUGACUUGGGUAAUGGUUUCCACUUUCAUUUAAUAAAAAUACAUUCUAGGAUAAUACACUAAAAUUCUUCCUUGGAAACCUGUAGGAUAAGUUUUUUUUUUUUUGAAUCUAUAUCUUUUUUUACAACUUUUAAAAAUUUUUGUUUUUAUUUUUUAUUAUAAUUAUCAUCAUCAUAUCUUUUCUUAUAAUCAUGAUUCCUUUCCCAGCCCAUCCUCUGACAGUUCUUCAUCCCAGUCCUCCUCCCCUUCUCCAAGAGGAUGUCCUCAGCCCCCAACGCCACACCACCACACCACCCCUUCCCUGGGGCCUUAUGUCUCCUGUGGGUUAGGUGCUUCUUCUCUCACUGAGGCCAGACCAGGCACUUCUCUGCUGUAUGUCUGUCAGGGGCCUCAUGUCAGAUAGUGUAUGCUGCCUGGUUGGUGGCUCAGGGUCAGAGAUCUCAGGGUUCCAGGUCAGUUGAGAGUGCUAGUCCUUCUCUAGGGUCACCCUCCUCCUCAGCUUCUUCCAGCUUUUCCCUAAUUCAACCACAGAGGUCUCCGACUUCUGUCCAUUGCUCCAGUGUAAGUGUCCGCAUCUGACUCUUUCAGCUGCUUGUUGGGCCUCUCUGAGGGCAGCCAUGCUAGGCUCCUGUCUGUAAGCACGCCACAGCAGCAGUAAUAGUGUCAGGCCUUGGAGCCUCCCCUUGAGUUGAAUCCCAAUUUGGUCUAGUCACUGGACCUCAGUCUCUUCUCCAUUUUGUCCCUGCAGUUCUUUUAGACAGGGACAAUUCUGGGUCAGAGUUUUUGACUGUGGGAUGACAACCCCAUCCCUUCACUUGAUGCCCUGUCUUUCUCCUGGAGGUGGACUCUACAAGUUCCCUCUCCCCACUCUUGGGCAUUUCAUCUAAGGCCCCUCCUUUUGAGUCCUGAGUGUCUCUCACCUCCCAGGCUCAGUACAUUCUAGAGGGUCCCCCUACCUCUUACCUCCUGAGGUUGCCUGUUUUCCAUUCGUUCUGUUGGCCCUCAGGGCUUCACUCCUGAUUCCCCACCACCCCAGUAACCUGAUCCUUUUCCCCUUGGCCUCUCUCCCACCCAGGUCCCCCCUCCCUCUGCCCCCCAUGACUGCUUUCUUCUUCCUCUCAAGUGGGAUUGAGGCAUUCUCACUAGAGUCCUUCAGCUUGUUAACCUUCUUGAGUUCUGUAGAUUGUGUCCUGGAUAUUCUGUACUUUCAUGUCCUUUUGGGUCUGAGUUACCUCACUCAGGAUGAUAUUUUCUAGUUCCAUCCAUUUGCGUGCAAAACUCAGGAUGUCCUCAUUCUUAAUAGCUGAGUAACAUUCCAUGUGUAAAUGAUCCACAUUUUCUGUAUCCAUUCUUCCAUUGUGGGAUCUUACAUCUUAAAACCAAGCUCAGAAGACUGCCUGGGAGACAAUCCUGAGCCUGUUCUGGGUUAUCAAUUCCUCCGAACUCUGAUGAAAUCCCCCUUCCAGAAAUGUUGAAUCCUAUGCUUCUUGCAUCCAUUGUCAGAAGACUUCUGAAGCCCAGGCUACGAUCCCAUAUCUGUACACAUGGCAGUCUCAUCCUCAUCAGAGUGCCUGUGGAGACAGAUGUCAGGGUGUUUGCGCUAUAGAGUCUCUGAGCUUUCUUUCCUAGAGGUGCUCCAGUGAGUACAGUAGCUGUCCAUUCACUUCCAUGGGACAGAUGACUUAGCCCUCGGCUGCUGCAUGUAAAAACUGGAGGGUUCGAUAGAAUGUUUGUUACCUGCUGCCUGGAGCUGGGGAGGUUCCUUGACUGGGUGCUGCUGCCGCCGAGGUGUACUGGUGUGGCAUGACGACGAGGUGCAGUAAGGAAGUUAAAUUCCCUUCUGUCUGUUAAUUGUCUAGAGUGGCAUUCAACUUGGAUACGUUUGGAUGGGGGUAGAUGAGGGCCCUUCUGAAUAUGAAGCAUGUAACACGUUAUUGCCUGCGUGUUAGAGUGUAAUCACCAUGGAGAACUGCAGCAGAGGGUCUGCAUCAGCACCUUUCUAUGGUGAUUGGUACCAUGGAGAGCUUUGGUCUGUUCCGUUGUGUUUAACAAGACAAUAAGGAGGGAAUAUAGACAUCUCAGUCAGGAUUGGAACCCUGGAAAUGCUUCUCCCACUCUCCAUCACUGUCUUCAUGGCCAAUAACAUUGUGGUACCUUAGUGUAAUCUUCAUGUGAAGCAACUGCUGCUUCAUCACGGUGCUCUUUGAUUGACAUAGAGACUGACAAAAUUAUUAUGGGGAAAAAAAAGCAAACAUACCCAGUUCUGAUUUAAAAUAAUUUUUAAAAUGUCUUGCCAGUUAUCCCAUAGGAGACCUUUAAUAAAAUACGAACUCUUUGAGUUUCCAGUAUGAGUGUCAGGGCUGAAGAAACGGCUCAGCUGCUAAAGGUUGACUUAGAACUAAAGGAGAAUCAUUUAAUUUCCCACCUUCGAGUGCCCAUAGAAAUGACAAAUAGGAUAUAAAAACAGGGAGACGAUCACUGAGAAUCCUCAUCCCUUUUCAGGGUGGGGCAAGGACCUCAGAGUGGGAAAGCAGGAAGGGCUAACCUGCUACUUCCUCUGUCGAACAACCGCAGUAACUAUGGGCAAGCUGGGCUCUGGCAGGAAUGCACUCCUGUGCUCCAGACUGAAAGCUAAUGAGUAAACUACAGCACAGUUCUCACUCUUGGGAGAGUCGUUGGCUUCGUUGAAGUCUGCAGACCUCCCCCAGAUUCUUUGUCAGGUAGAAGACAAGUGGGUGCUGAUCUCUUGAGAGGCACAGGCAGCGCUUUAGAGCAAACAUACAUGGGAGUGCACUGGCGUUCAUGUGGAAGGAACUAGCACCAAGUACAUGUGACUUUACACAGUCACAUCUAGUCCUAGCUCACUACCAACUACACAGACAUGCUUUUGUGUCACUCCUACGUUCAGAGUGCAGGCACACAGAGCCAGCCCCCAGCCUAAACUGGGCAGCUCCAAGAACCAGCUCAAAUGUUCAGGUGACCAAGAAGUCCCUAUUGCCAUUCAACAGUCAAAACCAGUAGAAAUAUGUAACAUAGUUUCAUAUAUACCUCAUUCAAGCUCUUAUCAAUAGAUACAUAUGAAUAUAUGCUUAUUGAAAAACCCACUGCAGUAAAGCAAGAAAACAUACACGUCAAGAUGUAGGAGAGUUUAGAAUUACUAUUAUAGCUAUGCUUAAACCUUUCCAUUCUGCUUGCAUGCUGAAAUUGGCACUUAUAAUUGGGAGUCCACUUUAAAAAUCUGAAGGAGAAGGGUGUCUCCACACUAUCUCUAUCAUAACUGGGCUCUUAACCUUUGGCAUUUCACCCAAGUGAGAUGCAGUCGGAGCUAAAUUUUCUACACCCACAAGGGCCUAAAUGCUGCCGUGCAAAGGAAACAAGGGGCAUGAAUCAUUCCCUAAAGAAUACACUUUCCUUUCUCUGAAAUAAUUCAUAUAUUAGUCAUUUAAAAAAAUUAGCAACCAUCUGGGCCUGCCACUAAUUAAAGUUGAAAGUAAACAAUCAACUAGAAGUAGGAAUGUAACUUGACUCAAUAUUCUUGAGAACACACACACACACCACAUACAUACAUGCAGAUAUUCACAAGAUCUUUUAAAAGAUCUUUUGAAAAAAUGUUAAAAAUGUUUUUAAUGAUUACAUUUUAACUCACUAAUUUCAACUAUUGGUAUUUUUAAAGUAAUAAAAGAUAUAUGUGUAAAUAUUUUGAUUACAGCAUUUCUUAUAAAAACUAUAAAGGUUCAACUGUUAAAAAUUGGUUAACUAAUUAAAUUUUAUUUAGUCAGCUGAAAAUUUAUUUAAUAAGGAGACCCUUUCCCUUCCCUUUCGAAGCACUGACCCUCUGAUUAUACAUACUGGGCUCUGCAAGAAUCCUGCAUCAAUUCUGCUGUUUCUAUCAUUAACUAGGAAUCAUUUAUCUCUACUGACUUAAUUACUUUUAUUGCAAGUAUAUGAGUGUCUCCCUUGUAUAUGUUUGUGUACCAAAUGUGUGUCUGGUACCCACUACAGCCAGAAGAGGGCAUCCAAGCAUAUAGAACAGGAGUCAUGGUGUUUGUAAACUACUCUGGUGGUGCUGGGAACUGAACCCAGCUAGAAUAGUACAACUAUUAACCAUUUAGCCAUCUCUCCAUCUCAGCAAUUAAACUCAUAAAAGUAGGAUGCCAGUUUAACAUCUCUCUUCUUUUUAUGUUGUGAGAAGUAAUUCUAACACCUUAGUCAAGCAUCAAGAGCCCCAAGGGCCCCCACAUCCUUUCCAAGAUCAAAAACCAAUUCUAAGUAGAUAACUUGUUUUUUAAAGAAUGUGUAACACAUAUAGCAUAGAAGCUAAACUAAAGCUGUGUAAACCAGUUGGAAAGGUUUCAUGACAUAGGGAAAAGACAGUGUUGUAACAUCUUAAAUGCCUUUUUGAUUUUUCCCGUAGAUUCCUCCCUUCUCUCAGAUCCCAAGUUCAUACUUCACAUCUUCUCUUUCCAGUCCUUCAGUACCUGACACUUAUAUCUUUGGGUUUUUUUCAUUACUCCUGAUAGCAUACUUUUAUUACUAGUCUGAUUUGUAAGAAAAACUCAACCAUGUUCCUUUAGAAGACGUCAGCCAUACUGUUUGGAAUUGGCAUUUGCUAUUUACCUUCCCUAAAGUAGUCCUGUGGACUGUGUCUCUUGCUUCUCUUGGAAGUGGCCAAAGGGGUCAGCCUGCUAGGGAGAACUGUGACUGUGUCAGCUGAGAGAAAAACUAAGAUGUCAUGGUAGGGUCCAGUUCUUCUCUGAUGACUUCAUUUUCCAGAGUCAGAUAUUUAAGACUGUAGAUAUUCAUAGACUCUAACCGUCCAACGAAUGGUAAACAUAUAAUACAUUGUAUUUUUGAAAAUUGAAAGGCCUGUGUGGUUCUACUUAAAAAUGCACUGAAUUUUAUUUUGAACAAUUUAAUUAGUGUUCGCUUCAAGGGAAACAUUUCAUUCCAGGCUAAAUUUUAUUUACCUGGAAUAAAAAAGAAAAAAGAAAAGAGAAACACACACUCCUCUUAAUAAAAAAAUUAAAAAAAAAAAAAACUACGAAUGUCCACAACAGAACAGACACUAAAAUAACAAUAUAAAUCACAAAAUACCUAAAGUAUCAUUCAUACACUGGGCCUUGCUGGCCAGCAGCCUAUGUAAAUAUAGCAGGUAAAGUUGUAUAAACAAGUGAUCAAGAAAGCAAAUAUCAUAAUUCCAGAUAUCAGUAAAUGUUACACACAUCAGUAUAUAAAGCAACUACAUGAGAUGCUAUAUAAGACUGGUGGACAAAGAACGUCCCUUUGAAGAGGUAGGACUGGAGUCCAGGCUCAACUGGAAGAAACCCCACAGGAAGGGCUUCUCCAGCCCAUUACGGAAGCUCUGAGGCAGGGGUAACCCUGAAAUGCUCCAGGGACAGUGAAACAUGAGCUGUGUACCCACCAGAUAUGAGCAGGCAGAUGAGUACCAUGAGAUAAGGCUACAGAUGUAGAGCAGCUGCCUUCUAUGACAUGCAAAAGAGUCACAGGAAGCCAUGAUGGUUUCAAACAGCAGUAAAAUAAUAUGACCUACAUUUCCACAGUUUUGGGGGCAAUUCUUACACUGAAAUGUAAUAACAAGAAUGAAGGAAACAGGAAGGCUAGUUAGAUACAGUGUUGGGGGUGGGGAUGGUAGUCAUGUGGGCUGAACUUGGAGUAGCAAAGAAAACUUCAAUUUAAAGAGAUAUUUGUGCCGCUCCAUCAAGUAUUAGAUGCUGGAUCCUGAAGCUCACUAUUAAUCUUUCAGCUUGGUAGCUGUGUGUGUUACAUUAAUGAAUGCCCUGAAGUCCAGAAGCAAUGAACACUUUUCUCUUAUCAUCCUGGAUCUUAGAUAACUACAUGCCUCCCCAUUGACCGAUCUGCAUAUCAAUCAGUUGACAAAUAUAUGCUGUUUUUAUUAAACAAAUUCCUGAGAAAUUGAAUGCUGAAAAUAGUCAAUACUAUCAGACAUAUAUAUAUGUAUAUAUCAACAUCUACCAUUUCUACUGCCACAUAGGAAGUAAAUAUAUACAGCCUUUGAGUCAAAGAAUCAAGAAACCAUCAUAUUUCUGGUAGUUAUUAUAUGGAACCAUUUUCUACUGUGAGUCAGUCCCAAAGCUACCACAUAUGAUGCAUUUUCAUAGAAGAUCAUUUCCAGGAACGUAUUUCAGAUUUACACUUUAAUCAUGUAUACUAUCAGUAGCCUCAAGUUAUUAAGGCAUGGCUAGACAAGAGAGCUUUCAUUUCUCUCAAAGGCAAGGAUAAGGUUGUCAAGGGGAUUGCAGGAUGUACAAAGUCUAGGAUUUAAUCAAAUAAGAAACCUGUAGACACUAGUAUGAACGUGGCUAACAGACUUUCACUCAAACUGAUUUCAGACAGAACGGGACUGUCUGAAAAAGCAGAUUGCUCCUUAGAUCACAGAAGCCAUCAUAGGUUCUGUGGGGAUAGCAGUAGACAGAGAGGAGUCACUCUUCCAUCAUUUUUUCUCAAUCUAAUUUUAAUCACAAUGGCUCAAGUACCAGACAGAAAUGUUUAUUUCCCAAGAUCUGAAAAAAGUCUCCAUUCAAACUGAAGGCAUUCUGUUGAGAUAAUAGAUUAGGUGUUCUUCAGAAUUUAUAUGAGGACAAAGAACUAACAGUUCAUCUAAACAGGGUGGCCACUAUACUAAAAUGUUUUCAGUAACACCUUUCAUAAUUGAUUAAUAUAAUAAAACAGUUCAAUUUAGAUCCAAAAGUCCAGACCUUGCUUUCAGAACAAUAUUAAUACUAUAUUACACAUAUUAUCUUCAAAACUAGUGUCAUUGAUAUAGAAGUUUUGCUAAGUUUUAUAAUUUAUAAUUUAACUGCUACUUUCAUUUCAAUACAGCCUCUUUAGCUACCCUGUGAGAUAGGUACUAUUUCCUAUAGAAGGUAUGAGUUAAGAACUCUUGCUGAGCAAGUAUAAGGAACUGAGUUCAAAUCCCUAGCCCCCACCAAAAAAAAAAAAAAAAAAAAAAAACAUGCCUGUAAUUCUUGUAAUGCUGGGAUUUUCUGGGAGUUGCUAUCUUACAGCCUAACUUAGGGCUUAGUAAGAAACCCCUGUCUCAAGGCAGCAAGACA
Mus musculus (house mouse) is the source of this 11321-nucleotide messenger RNA. RefSeq names its product syntaxin binding protein 4 (gene Stxbp4). Bases 254 to 1780 code for a protein of 508 amino acids. NCBI's taxonomy places the organism in Eukaryota, Metazoa, Chordata, Mammalia, Rodentia, Muridae. Gene Ontology annotation, cellular component: cytoplasm. The transcript has 17 exons. The record is from RefSeq and is a predicted model, not a curated record. Gene Ontology annotation, biological process: regulation of transport; regulation of insulin secretion involved in cellular response to glucose stimulus; DNA damage response.